Messenger RNA from Triticum urartu, 612 nucleotides. RefSeq lists its product as uncharacterized. The record is from RefSeq and is a predicted model, not a curated record. NCBI's taxonomy places the organism in Eukaryota, Viridiplantae, Streptophyta, Magnoliopsida, Poales, Poaceae. Gene Ontology annotation, biological process: negative regulation of DNA-templated transcription.
AUGCUCGGCUGCUUCCCCGCCGUCGUGGGCGGCCGGAGGCCCCCCAAGUCACCGCCGUCGGCCCUCCUUAACCUUACCUACGACGACGGCUCCACCUCCACCUCCGUCUCCGUCUCGCCGCCCUCCUCCGCCUCCACCUCCUCCCCGGCCUUCCUCGACGACGACGACGCCGACGCGCAGGCCGACGUCGGCGGCCUGUCCUCCGCCAUCGCGUCCCGCCGCCUCUCCCUCGCGCCCCCCGGCCGCUCCAACUCCAUCGUCGACUCCUCCUCCUCCGAGCACGCCACCGCUCCCUGUCCAUUCAUCCCGUCGCAGGAGGCGGUGCGGAGCGUCACCAUGUCGACGGACGCGCCCCGCGCCGAGUUCCUCAAGUCGAUGCUGGAGAUGGCGGAGGCGCUGGGCCUGGACCCGCGCCGCGGCGCCGACCGCGCGCGCAUGCACGACCUCCUCUUGUGCUACAUCGCCAUCAACGACAGCGACACGCUCAGGGACAUCCUCGGCGCAUUCACCGAGCUCCUCUGCAUCCUCAACGGCAACACCACCGGCGACGGCGACGGCACCAGGACAACGCCACCGUCGACGGCGACAGCAGACAGAGCGACGCAUAGGUAG